Camelina sativa (false flax) is the source of this 981-nucleotide messenger RNA. Its product is annotated as Avirulence induced gene (AIG1) family protein. NCBI's taxonomy places the organism in Eukaryota, Viridiplantae, Streptophyta, Magnoliopsida, Brassicales, Brassicaceae. Gene Ontology annotation, molecular function: GTP binding. The record is from RefSeq and is a predicted model, not a curated record.
AUGAACAAGGGUGGAGCUCAACAGAAAGGUCAUUCUUCAAAGCAAGCUGAAAACAUAAUCCUAGUAGGACGGACAGGGAAUGGAAAAAGCGCGACUGCGAACAGCCUCAUUGGGAGAAAAGUGUUUGAUUCAAAGUCACACGCUUCUGGCGUAACCAUGAAAUGUCAGACCCACGGCGUUGUGACAAAAGAUGGUCACAAAAUCAAUGUGAUUGAUACUCCAGGUCUGUUUGACUUGUCGGCAUCGGCUGAGUUUAUAAGUAGGGAGAUUGUUAGAUGCCUAACUCUAGCUGAAGGAGGGAUACAUGCAGUGCUCUUAGUUUUACUUUUAUCGGAAGUUAUGAGGAUGUCGGGUAACCGAAAGGUCGUGAUCGAUAACAAGACUCAUGAUGUAGACAAGAAGGCAGAGCAAGUCCAUAAGCUUCUCUCCUUAGUAGAUGAUAUCAGAAGGAGCAGCCGUGGAGAGGCAUAUACCGAUGAUACAUACCAUAUGAUAAAGGAAGAAAAAGAGAAACUACGGAAGAAGCAUGAAGAGCUGGAAUCAAAGAACUAUUCAGAAGAACGUGCAGCGGAAAUGAAGAAUCAGUCACUUAUAUCGUAUAAGGAUAAUUUGAAACAAAUGUCAGAGCAGUUGGAGAAGAAGCUCAAAGAUGCUGCGGAGGCACAGGAGAAAGCGUUAACCAAGAUGACACGAGAAGAGAAGAAUGAGCUUAACCUGGACCUUAAGAUUCAUAUCCCCUUGCCGCCAAUAUCUCCAUGCAACAUUCUCUGAAUAGUAGCUUCUUUUGAACAAAGAUUUCCCCCAAACACUAUCAGUUAAUUAUUCUCUGCGAAAGGGAUUUUGGGUUUCUAUAAGAAUAUACAAGCAACGAGGAUCUGUUCAUCCAAAUUUUCAAUCGUAUUCCAAAGCUUUAUGUGUUUUCAUUUUGUAUUACAUGCUCUGUGAUGUAGUACUUUUUUGGUCUAUUCAAUUAUUAUCAAU